Messenger RNA from Eucalyptus grandis, 774 nucleotides. RefSeq names its product autophagy-related protein 8h. The record is from RefSeq and is a predicted model, not a curated record. Gene Ontology annotation, biological process: cellular response to nitrogen starvation. The transcript is spliced from 5 exons. Lineage: Eukaryota; Viridiplantae; Streptophyta; Magnoliopsida; Myrtales; Myrtaceae. The coding region runs from base 244 to 600 and encodes 118 amino acids.
GAGUUGUCGUUUCGACGUCACAGGAACCUCGGGUCUCCCGGCCGUUCGAGCUGUCCCUCUCCCGCAACCGAUUUCUGUCCCGUUCUCUGUCGUCGCACGUCUCCUUCACCUCCUUCUCCUUAUAAUCUUCAUCUCCUUCUCCUUCUCUGUCUUCUCCCUGCAUCUCUCUCUCUCUCUCUCUCUCUCUCUCUCUAUCUCUACAGCUCCUCCGCCUUCUCUCUCUAGCUCGCUCGCUUCGGUCGUAUGGGGAUUGCCAAGACAUUCAAGGAUGAGUUCUCCUUCGAUAAGCGCUUGGAAGAAUCGAAGAGCAUCGUCGACAAGUAUCCCGACCGAAUCCCUGUAAUCAUAGAAAGAUACUCGAGGACCGAUCUGCCGGAAAUGGAUAAGAAAAAAUUUCUCGUCCCUCACGACAUGUCAGUAGGUCAGUUCAUCCACAUUUUAAGUAGCAGGCUGCAAUUGACCUCAGGGAAAGCUCUAUUUGUAUUUGUCAAGAACACCUUGCCUCCAACAGCAAGUCGGCUGGACAGCAUCUAUCAGUCUUCCAAGGAUGAUGAUGGCUUUCUGUACAUGUGCUAUAGCACCGAGAAGACCUUUGGCUAAGCUGUACAUAUGUCUCCGUGCAAGUCCCCUUCCUUUUAGUGAAUGCUGGGGACCCCUUACCUGGAAUAACCUGUUGAUUCUCUUAGCACUUUGACAUUGUAAAUUAUGUAAAUUUGAACAUUAUUUGAUUCAAUAAGAUGAAAGCGCUGCAUAGUUCCUCUGCGCUUCGACUAA